ACCUCAAAGAGAACUGAACAGAAGACACACAGCCAUGGCACCUACAAUCAGUGGACCAUUGAUUUUCACUAGAGAACAACUUUCAUUGACAAAUAAGCUGAGAAAGCCAAUCGUGGAGAAGAUCCGCAGAGAGCGUAUCAACAGCAGCAUUGAGAAGCUCAAGUCUCUUCUGGGUCAAGAGUUCCUGAUGCAACAGUCCUACUCCAGACAGGAGAAAGCUGAUAUCCUGGAGAUGACGGUUGAAUUCUUGAGACGAAAGCAGCAGAAUCCCUCCGCCUGCUCCACUGCAGCUCAUGAGGGCUACUCCAGAUGUGUGCAGGAGGCCGUCAACUUCCUGUCUCAGUGUCAAGUGCAGACUCAGUCCCAUACAAGACUGCUGAAGCACUUCUUCAACAUGCAGCCUUCCGCGGAGAAGAGCACAAUUGUCCUGCCUCAGCUCAAUUCACCAGCCUGCCAGACCAGCAGCAAAGAGCAAACUCCAGUCUGCUGUGGACUCUGGAGACCCUGGUAGAGUCUCAAGGACACCUUAUGAUUUAUGAAACAGAAUUCAGCAUGCCAGUCUGAGAUUGGCAUGGAGUGAAAUUCUAAUGUAGGAAUUUAUUUCCACUUCUGCUGCAUUUGCAGAAUGCUUUAAUUACUUUCAGAGAAAGUAUGUAAUUUUUGGAAACUGUGCGACCUAUAAUAUUUUGUCAGAAUGUAUAGAAUAAUUUGCCAUCUCAAGUGAUACAAAGUAUUUGGUCAUAGAAAAGUUAAAGUCUGAUUUAAACAUUUCAGCUCUUGCAAGUAUUUCACCCAUAUUGGGUUUAUCCUCUCUGCAUCUAAAGGAUGCUUACACAGCUUUCAUUUACUGAAAGCACAUACAUUUCUGUUGUUUGAAUGUAUAGAAUAUUUUGCCAUGCAAAAUGAUUAUUACAUUCAUGAACAAUAUGGUACAACGUAUUUGGUCAUAGAAAAGUUAAAGUCUGAUUCAGACAUUUGAGCUCUUGUAGGCCUUUCACCCAUACUGGGUUUUUACUCUCUGCAUCUAAAGGAUGUUUAAUCUGCUUUCGUUUACUGAAAGCAUUUGAUACAUAUUUCUAUUGUUUGAAAUGUAUCCAAUGCUUGUCUUAUCAUAUAAGAAAUAUUUCUUUAUUUGAAAGAUAUUUUAUUCUGUGUUAAAAAAACAAAUGCUUCAUUUUAGCGUUUGCAUGUGUUUACAUGAAAUGUACUUUCUCCCUGUAAAGGGCAGUAUAUAUACUCACUGAGUGAUUUGAAUUGUAUCUUUUAUUAGCAAUGUUUGUUUAUUUUGUUUGAAAAACAUUAUUUCUCUUAUUAUAUAAGAAAUAUGUCUUCAUUUGAAAGAUUUUUUAUUGUCUGUGAAAAGCAAAAAUGUCUUUAUUUUCUUUAUUAUGUUUGCAUAUAUUUACAUGCAUGUAUUGUACUUUACCCCUGUACAGGGAAGUUUUAUACUCACAGUUAGUGAUAUAGAUUUACCUGUCUGAAGGAGACUCAAGUUAUCACCUUCUUUGAAGGUACACUCUAUGCAAUGCUUCAUAUUUGAAGCAUAAUAUGAAAAUAAAUGUGAAAAUAUAAACUAAA
Molecule: messenger RNA, 1578 nt
Organism: Myxocyprinus asiaticus (Chinese sucker)
Lineage: Eukaryota; Metazoa; Chordata; Actinopteri; Cypriniformes; Catostomidae
Product: transcription factor HES-5-like
Exons: 2
Coding region: 35-511 (158 amino acids)
Biological process (GO): anterior/posterior pattern specification; regulation of neurogenesis; regulation of transcription by RNA polymerase II
Cellular component (GO): nucleus
Molecular function (GO): DNA-binding transcription factor activity, RNA polymerase II-specific; RNA polymerase II cis-regulatory region sequence-specific DNA binding; protein dimerization activity
Source: RefSeq, a predicted model, not a curated record